This is a messenger RNA of Chiroxiphia lanceolata (lance-tailed manakin), 1815 nucleotides long. RefSeq names its product SYS1 golgi trafficking protein (gene SYS1). The record is from RefSeq and is a predicted model, not a curated record. Gene Ontology annotation, cellular component: trans-Golgi network; Golgi membrane. The transcript is spliced from 2 exons. Gene Ontology annotation, biological process: Golgi to plasma membrane protein transport; protein localization to Golgi apparatus; Golgi to endosome transport. Lineage: Eukaryota; Metazoa; Chordata; Aves; Passeriformes; Pipridae. The coding region runs from base 16 to 501 and encodes 161 amino acids.
CGCGGCGGGCCGGCCAUGGCGGCGCAGUUCCGCAGCUACGUGUGGGACCCCGCGCUGAUCGUGGCGCAGAUGGUGCUGCUGCAGGCGGGCUACUACAGCUCGCUCGGGCUCUGGCUCGCCCUCCUCGGCACCCUGGGCAGCACCGGGCCCUCCCUCCAGCAGGUCUUCAGCGACGAGCGCCCUGGCCUUGCUGUACUUCAUCCGCCGCGGGAAGCAGUGCCUGGAUUUCACGGUCACGGUGCACUUCUUCCACCUCCUGGGCUGCUGGAUCUACAACUCGCGCUUCCCGUCGACGCUGACGUGGUGGCUGGUGCACGUGGUGUGCACGGCGCUGAUGGCGGCCAUCGGGGAGUACCUGUGCAUGCGGAUAGAGCUGCGGGAGAUCCCCCUCAACUCCGCCCCCAAGUCCAACGUAUAGACUCGCCCUGGCGACGGACACGCCGCGGUAACGCCGUUGUCUCCAGCACAAGUGCAUCCCACGCGCCUCAGAAUCAUCCCUGAAGAAGCACAGCAGGUCUGUUGAGACUUUGUUAUUAAUUUUCUUUUUUUCCCCCCCCCGGACCUCGGUGGCUGCAUGAGUGUGAGCAUCUCCUCUGGCAUCAGCUGGCAGCGGGGGAGGAGCAGAUGUUUAUUUUGUUAACACGAAGCAUUAACGUGACUGUACGGAGAGUGUGCCCUUAAACUCUUCGCUCAAGAGACUGUUAAAAGCCAGGUAGCAAAACUUGGUGCGUAAGGAGCAUUUGGAACCUAAAGAUGUGGGAGUGCCCUGUGUGGGGAACACAGUGGUCAGCUCUUCUUGCGGGAGCUGGCACGGUGAGCAGUGGGGCUGGGAGCUGCUGCUUCCAAUCUGUGCCUGAUUUGGGCUUUGGUUGGGAAAGGAGUCAAGGAAGUGAAUGGAUGGGGAAAAGGAAAAUAGUUGUACUUACCUGAAUCACCAGCUGAGUCACUAAAUAACCUAUAACGUUAGAUGGGUUUGUUUUGCUGUUUCCAUGUUUGAUACAUAGAGGUGACAGACGGCAGUUUGCUGAAGAAACCUUUUGUAAUAAUAAAAACAUUAUGUUGCUGUGAGUGUGUUAUGGCUCUCCUGGGAAGCUGAGCCCUUCAAGGAGUACCACGAGUGUCUGUAUCAUGGCAACAGAAGGAUGCAGCCAGAGAACACCUGGCUGUGAGAUGCCCACUGUCUGGGGCACAUAACAUUUCCUACAAUAAACAUUGCAUACCUCUGCUCUGAAAGGAAGGCAUCAGUGAGUGCUGUCUUGGGAAGUCAGCUGGCAUAAUCCCACUUCGGGAGGAGUGCCAGCAGUCCAGGGUCUCUCCAUGUUCAACCUGAGGCUGGAGGUGUCCUGGAGCCACCUGCUGCUCUUCCCACUUGUCUGGGUGUUCCUGCCCGGCUUCAGAAUUCUAGCAACAGAUCUGGUUUGGUAGAGGUGAUGUUAAAUAAGAGACUGCUGUUAUUUCUCGAAAUAACAGGAUGUGCCUUUAUUUAGAGACACUUCAAACAAACUUCACCAGGCAGUGACACCCCCCUUACUGCUGAGGGGCCAGAGCUUGGUGAUUCCUCCAGAUCCCACAGGCCAAGCAAGGAGACCCACAUCCUGCCUGGGUUCUGCUGAGGGGUGACCAGUUUGUGCAAUCCCAAACAAGGACCAAGCCAGGUCUAAAGACAGAUUUUUCUCCUGUGCAGCAUCUUGCUGCAGUAACUUCCCUUUGUACGUUAAUAUUUGUAAUGUUAACUUGCAUAAGUUAUUUGCUAAUUCAGCUUGUUGAAAAGUGGUGGGAUGAUGUGGAGAUACAGAAGUUGAUAAACUCUUUAAA